UCGAAGCUGCUGGAACUCCUAGGUUUUUUUCUUAGAAGGUGUUGACGAACCGGUGAGGUUGCCGAUUAGUUAAAGAUAGUUUAAUUUAAUAAUAAAUCGAAUACAAAUUUGGUUUCUGAGACAUGUGAUUUGACUUAGUAUUAAAGGCAAGAAAUUUCAUUAAUCAUACAAUAUAUAAACAACUUUAACCGGAAAGCUCCAGAUCUACGCUAUAAGAGAAGAAACGCAGUUGUUUGGCUUCUUUUGUUGGAAAGUGUUCUCUACGUUUCGAUGAACAUGAAAUCCGACAAUUUUCGAUGGUGUAGUUUUUUGCUACUAGGAACCAUGGUGUUAUCCCUUUAUCCUGCCCUGGGAAAAGGGGAAUCUAGCAUUUACGACGCACUGUCUGAUGAUCACACUGAACAUUAUGUGACACCCACAGUGGAUCCAUCAAGGGUGUAUUUCGGAGAACACUUCGACGAUUUAUUCGAACAUAAUGAUGUCGAAAAGCGGUGGAUCAAAUCAAAAGCAAGCAAAGAGGAUGCUACCGAAGAUGUGGCAAAAUAUGACGGCGAAUGGAAGAUUGAACAACCGAUUCGUAUCAUUUUAUCCGGAGACUAUGGACUUGUCCUUAAAUCGAAAGCUAAACAUGCCGCGAUUGCUUCCCACCUGCUGUUGAAUAGACCCUUUGUCUUUCAAGACAAGCCGUUCAUCUUACAGUAUGAGGUGACACUUCAAGAGGGACAAGAAUGUGGAGGAUCCUACAUUAAGUUACUUUCUGAUGGCAAUAAUACGAAAGAUUUGAAGCAGUUUAAUGAUAAAACUGCUUACACAAUUAUGUUCGGGCCAGACAAGUGUGGCAAUGACGUGAAGUUACACUUCAUUUUUCGUCACGUUAAUCCAAUUAAUGGAAGUAUUACGGAAAAACAUUGCAACAAGCAAAAAGAGAGACUAGACGACCUAUUCAAAGAUCGACGACCGCAUUUGUAUCAACUCAUUAUUCGUCCUGAUAACACAUACACUAUACGUAUCGACCACAAAACCAUUAACGAAGGUACACUGUUAACGAAUUUCACGCCUCCGGUCAAUCCACCAGCAGAAAUUGAUGAUCCAAACGAUCACAAACCUGAAAACUGGGAUGAGCGUGAAAUGAUUGCUGAUCCAGAAGCAAUUAAACCUCAUGAUUGGGAUGAAGACGAACAGGCACUGAUUCCGGAUCCUAAAGCUACGAAGCCACUUGAUUGGUUAGAUGAUUUGGAAGAAAUGAUACCCGACCAUACCGCGAUAAAACCAAUCGAUUGGGAUAACGAUAUGGAUGGCGAGUGGGAACCGCCGCUCAUACCGAAUCCGCUAUGUGAAAAAGCGGUUGGUUGUGGUUUGUGGAAAGCGCCAAUGAUUUCCAACCCAAAUUACAAGGGUAAGUGGCGACCACCGCUAAUUGCAAACGUUAACUAUCAAGGCAAAUGGGCACCCAGAAAAAUAUCCAAUCCAGAUUACUUUGAAGAUUUGAACCCCUUCCGGAUGACGGCAAUAGUCGCGGUUGGAAUUGAAAUAUGGUCCAUGUCCAACGAAAUACUUUUCGACAACAUAGUAAUUACGGACGAUGAAUCAGUUGCCAAUGAAUGGGCGUCGCAGACGUUUGAUCUCAAAUUAAAAACUUUAGAUCGUCAAGCGCAAAGCUUUUGGGAGCGGGCAUUAAGAUAUAUGAACUAUAAACCGGCCUACUGGGGAGCGUACUUUGUAUAUUGUUCGAUACCGCUGAUAGCAUACGUUUGGUUUCUCUGGACAAGACGCGAUAAAAAGAGUGAUGCGAAAGCGGUUUCUGGGCUCAUGAAAAAAACGGAUGACUAUACUGCAACGUACGACCAAAAUGCGGCAACUGGAAUGGGUGGAGAACGGUCGAAAAAAUAUGAUCUGAAUGCAACCACCAAUCAGGAUUAUGAAAGUAAUGACGACGAAGAAGGUGAAAGUAAUGCCGACGAAGGUGUAGAUAAUGUUCUGGAGUUGCAGGAGAAAAUCAGCGGAGAAGAUGAGCGCGAAACUAAAAAAUGCAAUGAUAUAGUGACUGAUAGCAAAACUGAUGAAGCUGAAGAGGGUCUCAAAAAACGUAAAGCAAGAAAAGACUAAAAGCUAUACAAACUAUUUAGAAAGAAGCUGCAGCAAUACAUUUGAAACGAAACAAAAUUUACAAAUCGAAAGUUUAUUUUUUAUUAACCCUUAUUUUUUAUAGCAUGAUAUUUUUCCAUCUUUUAUCUUAGCUGUGUUAAUUUUAAUUCAAAACAAUUAUAAUGUAAACAAAUAUAAUUUUAAUUAUAAGUUCCGCGAUUUGUCGUUUGUAGUAUUGACCAAAGUGCAGUUCGAAACGUAGCAAUUCUCAGUAAUAAUUAUUCUCACAUAGUAUGGGUUCUGUACUGAAAUUGGCAUAAAAUUUCACGUUGCCAAACAACUUAGGCUCGUAGACGUUAGACGUAGGAGGCUCAGUUGUUAAUUCAAUAGUUUGCAUACCCAGCGAUGACGUUGAUGAUCUGUUCAAUGGUUUACCACCUACCUAAUCCUACGAAUUCACUUUUCGGGAGAAAAUAUCAGGCGAAUUUUAGAACAGAAUCCUAUUAGGCAGUUCAAAUUGCAUCAUCGUUGGGUAACCAAUAAAAUUCAAUAGAAACUGUAGAACUGUUUUAACAUUAUUUGCGAUACUAUUGUUAUCAUUCAUUUCAUUAAUUUUAUUGAAUUUCGUGUAUUUUUUUGGUCUGCAUGAAAAAAUCCAUGUUUACUAUUUAUUAUUUGUGUUCGUAUUCGUGAAAUCAUAAACAAAAGGGAAUAUAUAUUAGCUGUUGAAGCGAUGGGAUUCAAUAAAAAUUGUAUAUGUGAAAAAUGAUCAUACGA
Molecule: messenger RNA, 2862 nt
Organism: Anopheles darlingi
Lineage: Eukaryota; Metazoa; Arthropoda; Insecta; Diptera; Culicidae
Gene: Cnx99A
Product: calnexin
Exons: 8
Coding region: 271-2106 (611 amino acids)
Biological process (GO): protein folding
Cellular component (GO): endoplasmic reticulum; endoplasmic reticulum membrane
Molecular function (GO): calcium ion binding
Source: RefSeq, a predicted model, not a curated record